Messenger RNA from Vigna umbellata (rice bean), 429 nucleotides. RefSeq lists its product as uncharacterized. The record is from RefSeq and is a predicted model, not a curated record. Lineage: Eukaryota; Viridiplantae; Streptophyta; Magnoliopsida; Fabales; Fabaceae.
AUGGAUUGGUUGGCUGCCAAUCACAUUCUCAUAGAUUGUGGUGAGAAGAAGUUAGUAUUCCCUGAUGAAGAAGAAGAGAAUUCGAUAACGCUCGGUCAACUAAGAGAAGAUAUCAUGGAAGGUGCCAACUAUUUUCUGAUAAUGACGCAUACAGAUGAAGUGCUCGAGGAGUUGAGUUAUGACCGAGCGGUUAGUCGCGAGCGAAGUGGAGAACGAUCAGUUGUGAAUGAAUUUUCAGACGUUUUUCUAGAAGAAGUACCCGGACUACCUUACCCUCGCGAGGUAGAGUUCACAAUUGAUUUGGUGUCGGGAGCAGGGCCCGUCUCUAUAGCGCCAUACCUGAUGUCUCCAGCCGAGUUGGCCAAACUGAAGAAGCAAAUUGAAGAUUUAAUGGACAAGCAGUUCAUUCUGCCAAGUGUGUCACCUUAA